AUGGCAAGGCUGUUCGCAGGGGUGGCCACACGCCUUCUUUGCCUUUCCACAUUCCUGCUGGCAGUGUCGAUGGGCGUCUUCACAUUGCCCCGGCUUGUGACAUGUCUUGCGGCAGGUGUGGGAGCCACAUUUCAGCACCUUGCCGCACACGAGACCGCAGAGGACCUCGGCUCGCCAGCAGUAUUGAUUUUUCAGCGUUUUCUUCCCGCAGAGACAGUCUUUCUCGGUCAAGAACGGACAGUUGGGGCAAUUUUCCUCCUCUGAAUGGCAGUUGUGCACCACUGGUGGGUGACCGCAGUCCUUCGUCCGGGUACAGGGGAAGUUGCAUGGAGGCGGUCGUGUGCCACACGGAAGAGGUGCUUGAAGCAUAGUCCGCCCACAACUGCACGAGAUAUCAUCGAAUAUGGCCUCUUUACAGCUGCCACAUGGUCCACGAUGACACAGAUCUGUACAAUCGUGGUUCCCGCAUUU
Molecule: messenger RNA, 471 nt
Organism: Capronia epimyces CBS 606.96
Lineage: Eukaryota; Fungi; Ascomycota; Eurotiomycetes; Chaetothyriales; Herpotrichiellaceae
Exons: 1
Coding region: 102-371 (89 amino acids)
Source: RefSeq, a predicted model, not a curated record